AUGCAGUUGCGCAACAUAUUAACCCUCGCCACUGUUUUCGUGUCCGAUGCUCUUGGCGCCAGCUGUCCCUGUGGCUGGCGUCUAGGGGAGGACGGCGGUGCAGGAGUGUACACAUAUACACAUCGGCUGCACGAGGAUUUCAGCAAAUACCCCGACAUCAAGUUCAUCCUCACCGAUCCCAAGGCAGCUGAUUUCAACAAGAACUGGAUGAUCUACGACUACUAG
Molecule: messenger RNA, 225 nt
Organism: Capronia epimyces CBS 606.96
Lineage: Eukaryota; Fungi; Ascomycota; Eurotiomycetes; Chaetothyriales; Herpotrichiellaceae
Exons: 1
Coding region: 1-225 (74 amino acids)
Source: RefSeq, a predicted model, not a curated record